UAAAACCGUUAGUUACAGUUGUUACAGUUUACACCAAAAAAAGAAAAGAAAGAAAGAGAGGAAAGGCAUCUGAAAAAAUGGCAUCUAAACCGGACACAACUAAAGUGGUUGAAUAUGCAACCUAUUCAGCUAAUGCCAGUCCGUCAAUAAUAUACGACUGCUACGUAGAGGAGUUAAAGAGGAGGAAAAAAAUAGAAAAGGACGAUAAAAAAAAGGUGGAGAAAAAAAAGGAGGAUUGGAAGUAUAAGGAGGAGGAGGAUGAAGAGGAGGAUGAAGAAGAGGAAGAUGAAGAACAAGAGGAUGAAGAAGAAGAGGAUGAAGAAGAGGAGGUUGAAGAUACUCAGGAGUGUGCAGAGCCUUCAGAAGAGAAGGAUUUAACCUGUUCAAAAAAAGAUGACAAAUUUGACAUAUCGCAGAUAGCUAAGGCCAUCUGGAUGAUGGAGCGUGCGGUGGUUAAUAAUAUUUAUGGAGAAAUUAGUGAUGAUUUCCUGUACUUUGAGGAUCCAGCUGAUGAAUUUCGAGGAGAGAAGGGCACUCUUCUCCCGCUGUGGAAAUUUCAGUACGAAAAAGCCAAAGGUCUGUCUGUGACUGCCCUCUGCUGGAGUACUGAAUUCAAUGAUUUUUUCGCCGUUGGUCUUGGGUCAUAUGGAUAUCCUCAUGAGGAUCCUGGUGGCAUGCUUCUCUUUUACACCGUGAACAUGCACACUUUCCCAGAAUUCUUCUUUGACACGGAAUCUGGCGUAAUGUGCGUAGACAUCCACAAACCACAGGGACACCUGGUGGCUGUGGGUUUCCAUGAUGGCUGUGUUGCUGUGUACAGCCUGCUGAGAAAGAAAAAGAAGCCCAUUUAUAACAGCAGAGCCAGCUCCGGGAAACACAGAGGCCCUGUGAUGCAGGUGAAGUGGCAGCAAGAUGAUUUGGACAAUAAUCACAACUUCUUCUCUGUGUCCGCUGAUGGACGAGUGGUGUCUUGGACUCUAAGAGAGCAUGAACUAGUCUUCAAAGACAUCAUCAAACUCCCAGCCAUGGACAAAGUUCCUGAUGACCUUAAGGAUGUCAUUCCCACACCUGGAAUAUCUUUGGACUUUAAUAAAAAAUAUGAGUUCCUUUAUCUUCUCGCCUCUCAAUCUGGAACGAUUUACAAGGGCUCCAUAUAUACUUCUAGCACUUUCCUGGAUGAGUAUGAUGCACACUUCCUCAUGAGUGUCAUGUGUGUGAGGUGGAAUCCCUUCCAUUCCAGAGUUUUCAUCUCCUGCGGCAUGGACUGGAUGGUGAAAAUUUGGAAUGAGAAAAUAAACUCUCCUGUGUUCACCUUUGACCUGAGAGCUGGUGUGACAGAUGUGGCCUGGGCUCCAUACUCCUCCACUGUCUUUGCUGCUGUCACCACUGAUGGAAAGGUUCAUGUGUUCGACCUCAGUGUCAACAAAUAUGAGGCUCUCUGCCAACAAGUAGUGGUGUCCAAGAAGAAAACUCCUGUGAAAAUUGAAUUCAACCCUGUCCAUCCCAUCAUCAUCGUGGGCGAUGACCGCGGCCAUGUCGUCAGCCUCAAGCUCUCGCCCAACCUCCGCAAGAAGCCUAAAGACAAAAAGGGUCAGGAGUUGCCGAAUGGGCCGGAGGAGGAAAUGGCAAAGAUUGAGCAACUGUUGAACUUACGGAGAUAAACUCAUGCAGACAGAGAAGACCAGAAUGACAGCAAAUAGAAAACAAAAAAAAAAGUAAAAAAUAAAUGCAAAAUUAAAUAAAUAAAUAAAUAUGCAAAAAAGUAAAAAAUAAAUGCAUAAAAAUAAACACAAAUAAAUAAAUAUA
Molecule: messenger RNA, 1806 nt
Organism: Ctenopharyngodon idella (grass carp)
Lineage: Eukaryota; Metazoa; Chordata; Actinopteri; Cypriniformes; Xenocyprididae
Product: dynein axonemal intermediate chain 1-like
Exons: 15
Coding region: 78-1661 (527 amino acids)
Biological process (GO): outer dynein arm assembly; cilium movement
Cellular component (GO): outer dynein arm
Molecular function (GO): dynein light chain binding; dynein heavy chain binding
Source: RefSeq, a predicted model, not a curated record